AUGACGUCCAGGUCACAAAGGAAUGAGGAGAUCGUUCAAGAUAAGGAACCAGAAGUUCGAAAAGAACCAUCCAAGAGGCGAGACAAGAGCAAGGUAAGAGAGCCCUCUUCUAACCCUUCUCUUGCUGGUCGUACAGUUGUUGAAGAGGAAGGAGGCGCGGACAACAACCCACUCGACGAGAGAAUCGUCAGAGUUGAGGUGGGGUUGUCAGCCUUGAACAGGAGAAUUGUGGUGGUUGAAAAUAAUUUUAGUUCCCUCGAGUCCGUAGCUAUUGAAGGGCUGGACGAGCUGAAGAACAGCUUGGCUGAUCUUGAAGAUGUUCAAAGAGAGGGUCUGUCCGCCCUUGAAAUCAAGUUCAACGAAGCCAUCUCUGCCCUUCAAAGAGAGGUGGAGGCUUUGAAACGGCAGGUUGAUAAGACUGUCGAGGCGGGAGUUGCUUCUCCCGUUAUUGUUCGAGAAACCCGGAUUGAGGCUCCUAAACCCAAAGAAUUUAGAGGGGAUAGGAGUGCUCAGGACGUAGAGAACUUCAUAUGGAAAAUGGAGUCCUAUUUUGAACAUGUUGACAUGCGCACAGAAGCGGCCAAGAUCCGGACAGCGGCUAUGUACUUGACGGACACAACCAUGCUGUGGUGGCGAUGCAAAAAGGCUGAUAUGGAGAGAGGGGCUUGCCAGAUUGAUGAUUGGGAGCAGUUUAAAACUGAGCUCAAACGGCAGUUCUAUCCCCAGAACGUCGUCCACGAAGCCCGCAGGAAGUUGAGGGAGCUAAAGCAGACUUCCUCCAUCCGGGAGUAUGUGAAGGAAUUCACGAAGUUAACACUUCAGAUUCCUAGUUUGAUGAGUGACGACUUUCUAUUCUAUUUCCUUGAUGGCCUUCAGAAUUGGGCCAGGCAGGAGCUGCAACGACGUCAAGUGCAUGACGUUGACGAGGCGAUCGUAGUGGCGGAAUCGCUCAAUGAUUUCCAUGGUGAUGCUGCAAAAGGGAGGGAUAACAGGAGCAAAACUAUUCCUCCCAAAGUCGACAACAACAACAGUGGACGGAGCAGACCAAAUACCAGCCGGAGCAGUGACACGAGAAGCAACCCUCAUAAUGAGCCUUCAAACUUUCGGAAAAAUUAUGAAGACCGCAAGAGGGGUGCUCCUCAGCGGGAAGGCUGUUACAUCUGCGGAGAGACGACACAUGCCGCUCGGUACUGUCCGUCUUUGAGGAAGCUGAGUGCCAUGGUAGCUGCCGAGAAGCAGCAAGAGAAGGCUGCAGCGCAAGCGGACAGCUCUGCCGGUGAGAAACGUGGGCAGAGUAGCGGAGCUGACAAAGGCAAGAACGUGGCCGUAGGCAUGUUCAAUCAUAUGGAGCUGAUCAGCCACAUCUCCAUUGCUGCUUUGGUUGCCAAACCAGCUAGCGUCAGGCCUCGAGAAUCUCUGUUCGUCGAUGCCAAGCUGAACGGCACAGACGUGCGGAUCAUGGUAGACACAGGGGCAACCCACAACUUUGUGACUGAGCAGAAGGCCAGGGAGCUGGGCCUAAGUUAUGUUGCCAGUAAUACCAAGUUGAAGACCGUCAACGCCACUCCUACUACUGUCACUGGCUUCGCGCCUAGAGUUCCGAUUGAGUUAGGAGAGUGGGCCGGGCAAACUAAUUUUACAAUUGCCCCGAUGGAUGUAUUUGAUGUCAUCCUAGGACUUGACUUUUGGUAUGAAGUCAAUGCCUUCAUCUCGCCGCGUCACAACCAGCUUCAUAUCAGUGACACCGGUGGUUCUUGCGUGGUACCCCUGAUUCGGGUACCACAAACUGGAAUGCAAUUGUCGGCAAUGCAGAUCAUCAAGGGCUUCAAGAGAGGCGAUCCAACAUUUCUUGCCACUCUGAUUGAAGACACUGGGAGCUGCCCUGAGGCAGUUCCAUUGCCACCUUGCAUCGAACAUGUCCUUAGCAGCAACAAGGACGUUAUGCCAACAGAACUUCCCCAACGGCUACCACCACGGAGGGAAGUUGACCAUCAAAUUGAGCUAGUUCCAGGGGCAAAGACGCCUGCCAUGACGCCUUAUCGCAAGGCGCCCCCGGAACUGGAGGAGUUAAGGAAGCAGCUCAAGGAGUUGCUGGAUGUUGGACACAUCAGGCCGUCCAAGGCGCCGUUUGGUGCGCCUGUGCUAUUCCAGAAGAAGAAGGACAAGACGCUGCGGUUGGGACAGGCGAAGGUGUUCACCAAAAUGGAUUUGAGAAGAGGGUAUCACCAAGUUCGGAUUGUCGAAGGUGAUGAGCCGAAGGCUGCCUGUGUAACGCGUUAUGGUGCGUUCGAUUGGCUGGUGAUGCCAUUUGGGUUGACGAACGCACCAGCGACAUUCUGCACGCUGAUGAACAGACUGUUCCACUCUUACUUGGAUCAGUUUGUUGUGAUUUAUUUGGAUGAUAUCGUGGUCUACAGCAACAACAUGGAGGACUAUGUAGAGCACUUGUGCAAAGUGUUUGAGAUCCUGCGCAACAACGAGCUGUAUGUGAAGCGUGAGAAGUGCAGUUUCGUGCAACCAACUGUCCAUUUCCUUGGGCACACUAUCAGCCAUGGCAAGAUUCAUAUGGAUAGCGACAAGAUAGCUGCUAUCAACAAUUGGGAAGCACCAACGAAGGUACCAGAAUUGAGGUCCUUCCUUGGCCUUGCUAAUUACUACCGGCGCUUCAUCUUCAAUUAUUCCGCCAUAGCAGCUCCUCUCACAGACUUGCUGAAGAAGGACCGUGACUGGAAUUGGUCGGCAGCUUGCCAAGCUGCCUUUGAGAGGCUGAAGUUGGCUGUGACGGAAGAUCCUGUGUUGGCCUUGCCAGACUUCUCCAAGCCAUUCGAAGUCCACACGGAUGCAUCAGACUUCUCUAUCGGUGGCGUCCUAAUGCAAGAGGGCCACCCGAUAGCCUAUGAGAGCAGGAAGCUGAAUGAAGCGGAGCAGCGGUACUCAGCACAUGAGAAGGAAAUGACAGCCGUGGUGCACUGCCUGAGAACGUGGCGCCACUACUUGCUGGGAGCUCACUUUGUCGUCAAGACGGACAACGUCGUGACAACAUAUUUUCAGUCCCAAAAGAAGUUGUCCGCCAAGCAGGCUCGAUGGAAAGACUACCUAGCAGAGUUCGACUUUACUCUGGAGUACAAGCCGGGGAAAGCGAAUGUGGUGGCUGACGCCCUUAGCCGCAGGACUUCAUUGGCAGCCAUUGUCAGCUCAAGCAGCAGCUCACUUGUUGAUGACAUUAAGGAGGGAUUGCAGCAUGAUCCCAUUGCUAAACAACUCUUCGCCUUGGCCCAACAAGGCAAGACGAAGAAGUUUUGGGAGGAAGACGGCCUGCUCUAUACAACGGGCAGGCGUGUGUACGUCCCGAAGUGGGCUAGCCUUCGGCGUACCUUGAUGAAGGAAGGCCACGACUCUGCUUGGGCUGGUCACCCGGGGCAGAAGAGGACCUUGGCCUUACUUGAAGCUUUAUACUACUGGCCUCGGAUGCGGGAUGGCAUCGAGGUGUAUGUGCGAACGUGCCUUAUCUGCCAACAGGACAAAGUUGAGACAAAGGUACCGGGCGGAUUGCUGGAGCCGCUGCCCAUUGCUGAAAAGCCUUGGGACAGCGUCACAAUGGAUUUCAUAACCUGUUUGCCAAAUUCAGAGGGCUUCGGAACAAUUAUGGUCGUGGUGGAUCGCUUCUCCAAAUAUGCGACGUUCACCGCCACCACGGCUAACUGCAAGGCGGUGGAGCGUGUCCCACCCCACAAGGCGGUGGAGCGUGUCCCGCCCCGCAAGGCGGAACAUUAA
This is a messenger RNA of Solanum lycopersicum (tomato), 3774 nucleotides long. Lineage: Eukaryota; Viridiplantae; Streptophyta; Magnoliopsida; Solanales; Solanaceae. The record is from RefSeq and is a predicted model, not a curated record.